GCAGUACUUUAAUUGUCAUGUGAUGCAAGGUGAAGGUCGUUAAAAUAGAAGUAGAAGUGGACUAUGGGUUGUUGUUUCAGCGACAGCAAUGACAAAGACGUGGAGGAUGGAUAUUCGAAUGAGUCGAAUGAAAGAGAUCGCCUUCUACCAGAGCCUGCAAGUAGUGGCCAAGCAGGACCAAGCUAUAAUACAUCAUCUCAGAGACAUGCCCAGAAAUUGGACGAGCCCUCGGCCUUAGAAAAAAUAUUACACAGAACUGUUAGGAAAAUCAUUGAUGUGUCACCUGGUGAUACUGUAGAGCAACAGGAAUACAAUGAUAGAGCAUUUCAAUACAGCAAUAGAGUAAACAUGGUUUUAAGUGGCUCUUCUAAAAUUAGAGCGAGUCGACCUCAAUUACCCAAUAGCAUGGCUGCUCCACAUAUCGUGCUUAGUUCUGCACCAGUGUCGCUAGCAGAUGUUCAGCUGAUAACACAAAUAGUAGAGAAGGCCUCUCAAGCGGUAGGCAGAGUCCGGGUGCAUCAUAAGGAGGACCUUGUCGUGCCGUUUGGGGUCCCCUGAGGGACUAGUGGAGUGAUAGGUUUGUGUUACUACUGACAAUGAAGAUGUGUGAAUAGAUAUGAUGGCUGAAGGCUGAGAACAUCAAACUUUAGUUUUAUUUCAUUCCGUUGUGUUGAAUUUUGUCAUUGCAUGUGCAGGAAUGAUUGAAAUUGACUCAUUUCAUCUAAUUUAUAAGUAUUUCAUUAAUAUAGCAAACUUUUUUCUAUUUGAUACUGAAUUUUCAAAACAAAGCACUAUUUUUAGAAUAUGAAUUAGUCACAGGUAUUUAUAAUAAAUGAUGUCUGUAAAUAACAUUAUAAAUGUUAUUUAUUGCUAGACAAAGUUGUGUUAUGAAGACAUGAUAUUUUCAUCAUACUUUUGGAUAGGAAAGUUAACACUUGUUGCUAGGGAUUUGUUCUUUAAACAUUUUGGUUUAAGCCUUACUCAAAGAGGUGUACCUGUAACGAAAUAUUUCACACAUUUAAGUUUGAUCAAACAAGUCAAGGUGUGAUUUUGACAUUUUGUUGUGUAUGUUUUUUUUAUGUGUAUGGCCUAUAUGAGCGAUGUCUCCUGUGUUUCCAUUUGAGAUUUACAUUUUGUAUGAGUGUGAAAUCAUGUACAGAUGAAAGAUUGCAAAGAUACACAUAGCAUUGCAUUGAAACUGUGAUAAGUACACAUUUUGUAAAUAAGACAGUUCUGGUAUUGUGUUCAGGGAGGGAGAGAGGCAGUUUGUGCAUGUGGAGUACAAGACCUUGUUUUGGCUUAGUUUCUGUGAAAGCCAUUAGUGUAAAUAAAAAUGUAUACAGUAUUUAUGGUGCAUUUAAAGGUUAUUUGUUUUAUUAUCACAGAGAAUGGUGUUCUUGUUUUACCCGAUAUUUUCUGGUGAUUGUAACAUUUGGAAUGUCUAUAUAUAGAAAUCACCAAAAGACUUUAGUAGUAACUUGCAGUCUGUUGUAUCUUUAAGGAGGAAUAACACUUCAUCAUAAUGGCUGACUUCCUUUGAAACUAAAUGAAAAUAUAAAUAUCAACAAUACAUGUAUAUUCCUUUUGAAUUGCCUAGCUUGUUAGCUGAGUAUGUUAACAUAUCAAUUGCUGAUCUGUAUGUUGUCAGAGUGUAGCAGGAGUCUUGAUUUUUUUCCCCAGAUUAUUUUCCACAAAAACUGCAUUUUAAAAUGAACUAAGGUAAAUUUGAAAGCUAUCAAUUUCAAAAUAUUAUAGUACAUAUCCUCCACUUUCCAUCCGUAUCCGAUGUCUCUGGUCUGUUAUUCCUCCUUAAAAGAGAAAUAUUUUGAAAUCAAAAUAAAAUAGUUGUGUUUUGGGAAAAUUAUAUAAGAAGUCUACGCCGUUUUUCCAUGAAAUGUGUGAAGUUCUGUACAAAAUUUAAUAAAAUGUGCUGUGCAGGGUUUUGAAUAAUUUUUUGCAGUAACUGCACUGAACUAGAGGGAAUGAUAUUGAACAAGUGCUAUUGAUAUUUUGGACAUGCUCUACUGUUGUACAAAUGUAUGCUUAUUAUGCAAUUGAUAACCACAAUAAACUGAAUGACAAGGUC
Messenger RNA from Ostrea edulis (European flat oyster), 2086 nucleotides. Its product is annotated as ragulator complex protein LAMTOR1-like. Gene Ontology annotation, cellular component: late endosome membrane; lysosome; Ragulator complex. The record is from RefSeq and is a predicted model, not a curated record. Gene Ontology annotation, biological process: cholesterol homeostasis; positive regulation of TOR signaling; cellular response to amino acid stimulus. Gene Ontology annotation, molecular function: guanyl-nucleotide exchange factor activity; molecular adaptor activity. The transcript is spliced from 6 exons. NCBI's taxonomy places the organism in Eukaryota, Metazoa, Mollusca, Bivalvia, Ostreida, Ostreidae. Bases 64 to 558 code for a protein of 164 amino acids.